AUGAGAAAUGUGAGUUUGAUCAUUUAUUUUAUUUAUUUUUUCAAAAAUUUUUAACAAAAUCAAAAUGUUUUUUUUUUUGUAAAACAAAGCAAUUUUACUCUUCGUAUUUUGCUCUCCACAAUUUUUUUCUGUUUACAAUAUUUUCCCCACAAGAUAUUGCUUUUUAAUUACGCCACUUUGUAAUGUCAUGCAUCCCACUUGACGUUAAUUAUAUUGCAAGUAGCAAUUAUAUGGAGGAGCGAUCGGAAUGUCGCUCGGCUCAUUAUUACGUCUUGACUUUGUCAGUCAGAAACAAUGGGGAUUGGGAUUUAUAUUGUCGAUUUUUGUAGAGGAAAUAGUUAUUUUAUAGUCGAUUGAAAGAGAAAUUUUUUAGGUGAUAAUAAAAAAAAUUUUGUUCAGUUUUCUGGAUGAAAAUUAGCUAAAAUUUAGAGCGUUAUUUUCCAAGAAAUUUAUCAGAUAUUGAGUUCGUAUUUUACAAAAACCGCCGAGAUUUUUUUAUCUCUUUUUUCAUUGUGGAAAAAAAGGCUGCCGCUGAAAACGAAAGCUUUCAAUGAAUGAUUUGUACACUGUGGGCCACUCGAACCUCGCAUCCAUAUUUCAAGUAUUUCUCCGCUAAUAAUGAACCAAUCUCCCUAAAAUUUAUAUCAAAUUAAAGCUGAGACACCCCAUUUUUUGUCCGCAAAAUAUGGUCCGUCUAAGUUUAGGGAGAGACCCGUACUGACCUUUGACAUUUUUAUUCCAAAUUUUGGAUCCCAAAAUGGGUAAAACUUAGAAAAUCUGUCUAUGGCAAGCAAUUUUAGAGGACCAAGAGCCUGCUUUGAUCCAAGUUAAACAAUAAUCCUUUUUAUUUUCUGUCGGGAAAAUAUUGAACUCAAUUUCGCUGCACCAAUCGGGUUGCUGAAGUGAAAAGCGAUUUGAUUUCUUUUCACUUCAGCGACCCGAUCGACAAAAUUCAUUUUCUCGGCUGCGAUUUUCGAUGCGACAGAGCGCUCAUUAUUUUACCGACAGACUGAUAAGACAUGUGCAAAUUUUUUUUGGUCUCGUAAGACUUGUUGUACAGAGGUUUUAUUAUGAACAAAUUUUUUUCGGUUUGCUAAAAAAAUUUAAUAUCUAAUGGCAUGCAUGACAAAACAUCGUAUUUUACCCCCUCAUGUUUUCAGAUGCGCGACGAAAUGAUCGAAAAUAUCCGCCGGCUCAGCGACCUGCUCGAAUCCGAAACCAAACGUCUUCAAGCCGCCAACAACGAGCGUGAGCAUUGGGAGAAGGAGGCUCGCGACCUCAAAAACGCCCUCAAUGAACAGCGACGUCUUCUCGAAGAGAAACCGCGCAUUCCCGAGACCGAUUCCGAGCUCCGAGCACGAUGCGAAGAGUUGAUGAGAGAGAACGCUGAAUUAGCAGCUGAUUUGCUGAAAAAAGAGAGAUUUGGAGGCGAUGGAGAGAGUCGAGAGCUCAGAGAAUUGGAACAGAAGUAUCUGGCGGAGGCUCAGAAUUGGCGAAGGGAAAGAAUGGCGUUGGAGAAUCAAAUUGAGGAGCUCAGGAGUGAACUGAACAGGUGAGGAUUGGGACUAUUUUUAGUUGGGUUUAUGUUUUCCAAAUUAAUGGAUGUGUUACCAGAGCGUAUUUUACAAAUAGUCGAGAGAUUUAGUUUGUAAAAAUUGCUUUUUUCUUGAAAUUUUUUUUUUUGAAAAUUUAAUUUUUAAAAUUUUUUAAUUUGUGGUCGGAAAUUGUUUUUUUUUUUGUUUUUUUGCGAAAGAGUUACAAUUUUAAAAUUAAAUUUCAAAAAUAAACAUUAACUGCCAUAAAAGUUGAAGUAAAAAAGCAAUUUCCGUGAUUAAAAAAUAUUAAAAUUUCAAAGAAACCUACAUCAAAUUUUCUGCUUUAAAAUUUCCUCAAAAAAAUUAAGAAAAAAUUCUGGAAAACCCCAAAAAAAAUCGUUAAAAAUAGUGUUAAAUAUUGUAAAUGUUUUGCACUAAAAAUUUCACACUUUUUGAUAUGCAUUUUUAAGCAUUUUUCACAAAAAUUCUCAAAAAAAACUUGAUUUUUUGGUGGACAGAAAAGGUUUACCUUAUUUUUAAAUAUAUAAAGAUCAUGUUUCGUCGUAUUUUACCCCAAUUUUCAGCCAAAACAACCCGAAGCCGAAGCCGCGGAAGAUCAAUGGCUACUCCACGCUGCCUUCGCACACCUCCAUUCCGACCAGUGAGACGUCGUCGGCGGACGAAAGCACCGCGACUCUGGGUUCGAACGGAACUUUGGAGAACGGAAACGUCCAUGCGGAGCUGGAACGACAAAAACGGCUGGUGAAUGUGCUGAGGAGGAAGUUGCAGCAUCAGCAAAUUGAACGGUUUCAGCAGAGCAGAAGCUUCUGUGCUACGAUGAAGUAG
This is a messenger RNA of Bursaphelenchus xylophilus (pine wood nematode), 2381 nucleotides long. NCBI's taxonomy places the organism in Eukaryota, Metazoa, Nematoda, Chromadorea, Rhabditida, Aphelenchoididae. The record is from the annotation of a GenBank genome assembly.